GAGCUAAAUCCGUCUACAUUGACUAGAAACAAAAUCAGCUCGAAGCCCAAUAUCUUGGCACACGAUCACAAUAAACGUACGGCUCCUACGAUCUUCGCGAGUGCUGUGGCGCUUUUCGAGGCACUUCAUGAGACACUCGACGACACUACAAGUGUGUACCCAGAGCCUUUCUUAUUCCAUGGAGGAUAUCAACGUCCGUUCACGGAGCAAGAAACGCCUAAGUCUGUCUCGCGCGAAUUGGCCGACAAAGUGACUGAAAUCACUGGUUAUCACUACGCGGUCAAAGACAGCCUGCAGACCACCGGUGCGCGAAAAGGAGUGACGUACAAAACGCGUUUCCGGUGCAGCAUAGAGGACGACCAACGCCAUGUGAUACGUAAAUCGCCCUAUAUGCGUCGCAAGAAGCCUAGUCAUGUCUGCCAUACCAGUCUCGUCAUAUCCUCAAUGACACAAGAGCAGACGGAUGAAUACUUGGUGACGAUUCGGCUAUCUACGCCACAUCGACGUUCGGAAUCAGACAGAGACCGUUCCGUUUACUCGAGUCACCCACUGAUCGAUACGUCGGACGUUGAGGAGAGCAUCGGGGUUGUGGAUGAAGGUGCAUCAACGUCCGGGGAGAACAGUUCGGCCCAGUUGGAGGUGUUUGACGAUGAGGGUUCUUCGACUCCUGCUCCGGAUGGGUCUAUGGUCGAACUGAAAGUGUCCGAGUCUGGCGAGAGCGAUGCCGAGAUUCCUGCUUUGUUGUACCCGGAGGAUUAUGCCGUGUCUUGAUGUUGAUGCAUACGUUCGUCUUCACUUUCCUUCUCUUCCUUGCGUCAGCCCAGUAUCUCAAUCUGUCCCUACGCAUUUGGCCCGCUGAUGCUUUCGUCCAUUCCUCUGC
Messenger RNA from Stereum hirsutum FP-91666 SS1, 880 nucleotides. RefSeq lists its product as uncharacterized. Bases 391 to 771 code for a protein of 126 amino acids. Lineage: Eukaryota; Fungi; Basidiomycota; Agaricomycetes; Russulales; Stereaceae. The transcript is spliced from 4 exons. The record is from RefSeq and is a predicted model, not a curated record.